CUGUAUCCAAAAACUGCCAGCAAUCGGCUUUUACAAUUUUUUUAGAAAUAUAUAUUGACUGGAGAGAAUAAUGUAAGUUUGCUUUAGAUGUGUCUAAUUAAGAACCAUCUUAAUGUGAAUGAAGUUAUUGCAAUGGCAGGUGAAAGUAGUCAAGUGACACUUACCGUUCGUCUUAUUAGAUCAUUUGAGCAUCGUAUCAUCAAGCAUGUUGUGUACCAUGAUGUUAAUCUAGAUCAGAUAGUAUCUGACUUCAAACAGUAUGUGAAGACAGAACUGAAAACACAUGCUGGUCUUCCACCCCCAGUCAAGACUCAUAAUUAUGAUACAAUGAAAAUUUCCCAUCAGCCUUUUGGAGCCAAGACAGCAGAUCCUGUGAUAAAUAAAGAAAAUGAUGAAGAACUGAUGCUGAUAGAUAACAAAACAUUGAAGGAAUGUGGAGUAGUGAAUGAAACAGAACUGUCCUUUUUCAACCUCGAAGAGUAUCGUACCUAUCAGAGUAAUCCGGUCCUGAACUGGUGAUAGUACAAGCCUCGGCGAAGCAACAUUUUUUCCCGAGGCAAAGAUUUUGUGCCAUAUUAUGAUAUAUAUUGGACACAGGUGUCUAGCUCGAAACAGCUAAUGGAAUGUUGAACGUUGAAGCUUAACAAAAUUUAAACUGAGCUCAAUUAGUUUUUGAUAAAAAGGAUAAUAUUACGCACUUUACAUUUUAUCCAAGGUCUAUUGUGCUGAAAAGUUGAAGCUGCUCAUCAUAUAUUAACUGCAAUCUUACUAGGAUAAAAUAUUCUUGGUAUUGAUAUUAAUCAUACUUUAUAUUCAUAGUGGUACCACCUUCUGUGUACAUUCUGUAGUUGGUCUUUGAUAUGAAUGGAUGUAAUGUUAUUUCAUGAUUUGAGCCGAGAGACAAAUUGCAAGUGAACUUUAAGCUCAGUAUCUUAUGGUAAAUUUUUAGUACAGCCGAGCACGGGGAUGUUCUUUUGUGAUGUUAAACCUCUAUGCUAAUGAAUGUUUUAUAAACCUCUGCUAUUAAAUUUUUAUAUAGAGGCAAACCUCUAUGCUAUUGAAUGUUUAUAAAGGGGCAAACCUCUAUGCUAUUGAAUGUUUAUAAAGAGGCGAACCUCUAUGCUAUUGAAUGUUUAUAAAGAGGCGAACCUCUAUGCCUUUGAAUGUUUAUAAAGAGGCGAACCUCUAUGCUAUUGAUUGUUUAUAUAGAGGCAAACCUCUAUGCUAUUGAAUGUUUAUAGAGGCGAACCUCUAUGUUAUUGAAUGUUUAUAAAGAGGCAAACCUCUAUGCCUUUGAAUGUUUAUAUAGAGGCAAACGUCUAUGUUAUUGAAAGUUUAUAGAGGCAAACCACUAUGCUAUUGAAUGUUUAUAAAGAGGCGGACCUCUAUGCCUUUGAAUGUUUUUAUAGAGGCAAACCUCUAUGCUAUUGAAUGUUUAUAAAGAGGCGAACCUCUAUGCCUUUGAAUGUUUAUAUAAAGGCAAACCUCUGUGCCUUUGAAUGUUUAUAAAGAGGUGAACCUCUAUGCUAUUGAAUGUUUAUAAAGAGGCUUACCUCUAUGCUAUUGAAUGUUUAUAAAGAGGCUAACCUCUAUGCUAUUGAAUGUUUAUAAAGAGGCUAACCUCUAUGCUAUUGAAUGUUUAUAUAGAGAUUAUUACAGACUGUUUAACCUCUGUACUAUUGAAUGUUUUUGUAUAGCAUUUUUAUUCGAAAUUUCCCUUCUUGAAGUGAGUGUUUAACUCAGAAAGGUUAAUUGGUACUGAAUUUUCCCUUUCAAAGACAAGCCUACGUACCUAUUGAACAUUUUGAAUUUUUAUUUACUUUUUAAAGAUUUUACUUCAUGUUUUAGUUAUGUUUGUUAUUUACAUGGCACUAAUUGUGUAAAGUAUUUUAUACAAUAAAAUAUGAUAAGAUAAACAUAUUGU
Molecule: messenger RNA, 1924 nt
Organism: Ruditapes philippinarum (Manila clam)
Lineage: Eukaryota; Metazoa; Mollusca; Bivalvia; Venerida; Veneridae
Product: UPF0538 protein C2orf76 homolog
Exons: 6
Coding region: 88-519 (143 amino acids)
Source: RefSeq, a predicted model, not a curated record